AUGAAGUCGAUAGUCGAAGAAUAUGUGAUGCCGGAAUCUCAUCAGAGCAAUAUGGAAGUGAUCGGUGUGAUGUACCUGAAACUUGUAGGUGAAAAGACAAUCACGCAAGAAGGAGUGAAAUCCAAAUGUCUGUUGGUUCGAUAUAAGGAUAUUCCAAGGAUUCUUGGCAAGAGUGAUGAAGAAUUGAUAAAGAUACACAAACUGUCAGGGGCUACAAUAGAGCUGUUUUGUGACACUGCUGUAAUGAUUCAUCGACUCUCAUACCUUCAACUUCUUGGAAGUGCUGAUGAAGUUGAGGUUGCUGAAAUGCUCCUGGUUGAUGCAGUUACAAAGGCAUAUGAUGAAAAGGAGUUUGUCCCCACAGCUCUAAUGCCACCAAGCAUCUGUCAUCACACGAUGACCAUUCCUGUAAUGAAGGAUGUACCUUUACUGGGCUUUAAUGGAAGCAAUCUACUGAAAAUGGAAUCCCAAACUUGUUCUUGGAUAGAGCUGGAUACAGUAUGUGACAGUAGUGUACUGGUGAUCAACAUAUAUGGUGAACGAUUGAAUCUAACUAAUGCAAUAAAAAUCAUCAAGGAACAAAUCUGUGAGUAUGAGGAACUGAAACACAAACUUGAUGAAGAAGACGGUGUUGCAUCUGGUGAAGAACCGGAGGUGUAAUUGCAACAGUGGAACUCCUUUUGCAAGUUUAGGGAAGGAGCGUUAUCAUAAUUCAUGCAUAUAACAGACUGUUUUGUACGUUCUUGUAAAAAAAAAAAAAAAAAAAAUUGGAAAUUCAGUGCAUGAAUAUGCAUUGUGUAAAAACCAAAGAAA
Molecule: messenger RNA, 813 nt
Organism: Lactuca saligna
Lineage: Eukaryota; Viridiplantae; Streptophyta; Magnoliopsida; Asterales; Asteraceae
Source: the annotation of a GenBank genome assembly